AUGAAAGAAAAAUAUAAAAAUUACUCUGCAAAUUUAAAACUUGAAUCAAUUAAUUAUGCCAAAAAGAUGAAUAAUCAUGCUGUAGCACAAAAGUUUAAUAUUAACUAUAUGCAAUGUGGUAUUUCUAAUACAUUGGAUGAUGAUGAGAUUAAAUAUGAUAUAGUGUUGGAGAAUAGAAAUAAAGAAAAUAAAGAAAUCAUUGCAACAGCUAGAAUACAUAAUACAAAAGUUACAGAUAGAAAUUACUUGAUUGGGAUAAAUGAAAAAGAA
Molecule: messenger RNA, 270 nt
Organism: Racocetra persica
Lineage: Eukaryota; Fungi; Glomeromycota; Glomeromycetes; Diversisporales; Gigasporaceae
Source: the annotation of a GenBank genome assembly